Trichomonas vaginalis G3 is the source of this 1398-nucleotide messenger RNA. Its product is annotated as cell division. Lineage: Eukaryota; Parabasalia; Trichomonadida; Trichomonadidae. Gene Ontology annotation, biological process: cell division. The transcript has a single exon. Bases 1 to 1398 code for a protein of 465 amino acids. The record is from RefSeq and is a predicted model, not a curated record. Gene Ontology annotation, molecular function: protein binding.
AUGGCGACGAUUUCAGACUUUACUUCAAAGUUUAUUAAUCUUCUGACUACUGACACAGAAGAAAUUAAAGAUGAAGUUGAGUUUUGUCGAUCUCUUUUUAUUAAUAGGAAAUACCACCGCUUAAUUCUAUACAUUGAUGAUAGAAAGAACGAAAACAAGUUCGAUACAUUAGUAAAUUACUGGUAUAUGCUUUCAUUACUCAAACUCAAACGCUAUAAAGACUGCGAAAUUUACUUAAAUUCAAUUUCCGAAGGAGAAGAAGAAACAGAACCCAAAUAUCUUUACGUGAGAGGUCUUUUACUAUUAAAACAAAUGGAUUUUGGAUACUGUGGAAAAUAUUUGCAAGAUUCAUUCGUAGCUGAUCCAACAUUUUAUGAUCCAAUCAACAAACUUUUAAGUCAUCAUUUGCUUUCUGAGUCAUUAUUAUCAUCAUUAAUCUAUAAAGACAAGAAUAAUUCCAAAAUAUCAGAACAAAUACAUUCAAUUGCUGUAAAUUCAUGGCUUUUCGAAGGCGACGCAAAUUCAGCAUUUGAAUCCGCAUCCAAGCUUCUCAAAGAGAAUCCUUCUUCAGAUAAAGCAAUUACUGCAUUCGUUUCUGCUUGUAUGGCACUUGGAAAAUCUCAUGAUCUCUUUGUCGUAGCUCAGAGAUUGUUAGAAACUACACCUGACUCUUAUCUUGCCUCUUUUGCUGCUGGCUGUCAUGUUGCAAUGAGCGGAAGAAGCGAUGCUGCUCGUUCUCUCUUAUGGUUUACUUUAAAGCGAAUGCCUUCAUUUGCUCCUGCAUGGCUAGCAUACGCGAUGACUUAUAAGAAUGAUAAUGAUAAUCGCAUGGCAUUAUCAGUAAUCAUGACAGCUGCCAGAGCAUUUCCAAAAUUAAAUCUCUUACAUUUAUGGGCUGCAUACUUUUGCGUUCAGAGCAAUGAUUUUGCAUUGGCUUUAGCUCAUCUCCAGAUGUGCAGACCGUCAGGAUACGUUUAUAAUGAAGUUGGAUGCAUAUUAAUGAAGAAUGGCCGUAUUUCUGAUGCAUUAAAAGCUUUCCAGAAAGCUAUUGUUGCAAAAGAUGUAUGCAAUGCAUAUAUUAUUAAUGCCGCAACUUGUUACAGAAGAAAUAAUAAUUUCAUCGAAGCUGAAAGAUUGUAUAGAGAGGCGAUCCAGAAAGAACCAGACAAUUUAACAUGUUUGAUCGGACUUGCAUUUACUUUACAACUCAUGGAUAAACGUGAAGAAGCAUAUAAAAUGUAUUUCAGAGCAAUUACAAUUGAUCCUGAUAAUGCAUUUGCAAAUGAAAUGCUAUCUAAUUUGGGAAGUGAUUUAGCUUCUGAUCAACUUGCUAAUGAAGAUGAAGAUCCUCGAUUCUAUGAAAAGUUUGCUGAAUUUAUGAAAGAAAACGCUGAUUAA